AUGCGUACCUCACGACUUCUUUUAAAUGCAACCUUUAAUACUAUAAUAGAGAGCAAAGAAGCACGCCGAAAGGAACGUUUGCUGGAGAUUUACUCUAUCUAUAACUCCCUCUCACCAGAAGAAAAAGUUAAAAAGGCAUUUUCUGGAGAAAUGUGGUUGGGAGCCACUAAUAUCUUCAAAGAUGAGCAACCAUUGGCAAAUAUCUAUCAUUUAGGUUACUUAGAUUCUUUAUCCACAAGUAUUGUACCACAGCUUUCUAAAAACCAUGCCAUCUGGGCAAAUUAUCGUCUUUCAAAUACUCACCACAGCACAAGCAUUGAGGGAAAUACUUUAUCGCAAAAAGACUGCGAAAUCCUCUUUGACUCAUUCGGCACUUACUCUUCUGAACAACUAAUGGGUGUAUCACAACAAGAUUUCAGUCAGAUUUUGCAAAAAGAAGCAACCACAAGAGAAUGUCUAGAAGUACUGUUCCACCACCAUGCUUUCCAAUAUAUUUCUAAAUUAGAGGAACAACCACUAAGCCAUUUUAACGAAAAUCAGUUGCUUAAUAUUCACACCGAACUUUUUGGGAAGAGUAAAUGUUAUUGCAAUGUUGAAGGUUUUAUGGAAUCGAAUUAUAGACUCAUCCCAAUUCGUGUCAAGGGUUCUGAAACUGUUAGACCCUACCCUCAGGAGGUACCUCAAAUCAUGAAACAAUACUUUGAGUGGUUCCAUUUGAAUAGAGAAAGAGUUGAUAAUGGAAUAUUACAUCCUGCACUCUUUUCCAUUCUAGCACAUUGUAAAUUUCUUCAUAUUCACCCAUUUCUGGAUGGGAAUGGAAGAACUGCUCGAUUAUUGAUGAAUAUGAUUCUUAAUAGAUAUGGACUAUUUGAUAUUACUGUACAAAAGAAAUGCAGAACAAAAUAUUUGGAACUACUAGAAGAGCACCAGAAUGGCCUCACCGAACCGUUUCAUAAUUUUAUGGUCCAACAAAUAAUACAAACAAUCAAAACUGUUUCUAAACAUGCCAUUGUUUAUUGA
This is a messenger RNA of Naegleria gruberi, 1020 nucleotides long. RefSeq lists its product as uncharacterized. Bases 1 to 1020 code for a protein of 339 amino acids. The transcript has a single exon. The record is from RefSeq and is a predicted model, not a curated record. NCBI's taxonomy places the organism in Eukaryota, Heterolobosea, Eutetramitea, Acrasida, Naegleriidae.